This is a messenger RNA of Hermetia illucens (black soldier fly), 10078 nucleotides long. It is a transcript of the gene nocte, whose product is annotated as protein PRRC2C. Bases 1047 to 8411 code for a protein of 2454 amino acids. Lineage: Eukaryota; Metazoa; Arthropoda; Insecta; Diptera; Stratiomyidae. The record is from RefSeq and is a predicted model, not a curated record. Gene Ontology annotation, biological process: cell differentiation. The transcript is spliced from 8 exons.
UUUGAAAUUAUACAUUCAAAGAGCGAAGAAAAAAGGCUAUCCUGUUCGUGGCGAACACACAAUUAAAAUUUUCUCUAAUAAUAAAAGUAGGGAAAAGUAGUCCCGAGUCCGUAAAAAUUGUGUUUGAUUCGCUUCACGCAAUCCUGAUCGUCCGUUCAGGUGAAAAGUGUGUAAAAGUGUCAAAAAGUCGUGUAGAAAUUUGUUAUUUUCGCUCGCGAAAAAUUUCAAGCCGAAUCGCAAGUCGGAAGAAAGAAAGGAGAAAUACACGCGAACGGGAUACAUUUUUGCCUGGAAAAUCGGGAAAAGGCAUGCGAGGCGUGCUGUUGUGCAAGUAAAAGAGCAUUUGUGAGAGUAAUCCGGGAGUUCCUGGAAAAGUUUGUAAUACGAAAUCCAAGCGAAAAGGGAAACGCGGCAUUGCGGCCGUGAAGCAAGUCAUCGGAGUCGGAGCUGAGAUCGGAUUCUGUGGCAGACACUCGGCCGACAUCGAAGAAGCGCAGCAAAUCACGGGAAAGUGAAUUACAGACGGUGGCCAGGGAAGGAUUCCGAUCGCUUCCAACAGGAGGAGCGCAGCAGACCCGCUGACUGGGAGGAAAAUCCGUUUUUUGAGUGAGUGGCGGCGUGUUGCAAGCGCAGCGAGCGAGCAGCAGGCAGCGGUCGAGCGAGCGGCAGCAGCGGUGCGGAGUAGUGGUCGCCGCGGGAGUACCGAGCAAAAAGUGGAAAGGGAAAGUCGAAGCACGACCCUACAGUGUUCAAUACCCUAAAAAUAUAAAUCUUCAAAAUUCUCGCGCUACCGUUAAUCUCCCCGAUAAAAUCCUACAAAAGGGUGUUUCUACCUACUGAAGGAUUCAUUAAGCAAGAAAAACUGUCAAGUAAAGUGCUUAAUAGACCGCCUGGGAGGACUUUUUACAGGAAAAUAAAGCUUACAUUACAUAAUUGUCAAUUGUCACAAGUAGUGAAUAACAAAAGGAUAACUCGAAAGGCAGCUGUUGACGAUCGUCGUGAGCCUCAAUCAGGGGCGUUUACGCUGAUGACGAUUCACUGGCAGCAUGAGCACACUGGGGGGAAGUAAGGGAGAGCGCCAAGCAAAGCAGAAGUAUGCAGCGUUGGACAUAAAUCGGUUAUACAAAAGCAGCCGUGGCGAAUCUCUCGAACCUUCAACACAAAAAAAUCAGGUACCCCGUAAACAUGGAAUGCAAAUUUUGGGAAAAGUACCGACCUCUAGGCGACCACCAGCUAAUCUUCCAUCCUUGAAGGCUGAAACACAAACUCCGGGAAACUCGGCACAGGACCAAGGUGGAAAUCAAGUUGGUGGCUCAAAUAGUGGAUCAUCGGUACAAUCAGGAAACAACGUUAAUUCGUCGGCAGUGAACAACAUUUCCAUUAGUAACUCACAAUCACUAUCAACGUCGUCAUCAUCGCAACUACAAACUACCCAGUCGUUGAAUUCUUCCUCUUUGUCUGCGAACUCUUCGGGUACGCAUCUUUCAUCAUACUCAUCAAAUUCAUCAAAUUUCGGCGGAAACAAUUCUUCGUCAGUAACAUGGUCGUCGGUGACAACAGGACACGACGGAGGAGGUUCAUCGUCCCUACCACCUCUGUAUCAGAGCCCACAAUUUCAACACGAAUUCCCAUCAUUGGAUGGGAGCAGCCCAAAUCCACCUUCACACAAAUCGCACCACAAAGAUUCUCAUUGUUAUGGAGGGAAAGAUGGCAGUGGAGGAGGAGGUGGAGCGGGGGCCGGCAAUUCGGGCAAUACACAAGGAGGCAAGGGAGGAGACAGCCAAAAUUCUGGCAGUGGGGAUGUGCAACAAGUAAGUUUAAGGCCACACACCGAUGCUGCAAGCUGGAUACAGCAACAAAGUGGAAGUGGGAAAGGUGGAGAUUCACAUGGAACCCAACAGGGCCAGGCCCACCUACAGUCAGCGCCGCCUCAAUUCCGUGCCCUGAUGCCGUCGUUCAUGAAUCGCGGAGCUAGUGCGAUUUCACCGGAACAGACGACACCAGGCAGCGGACCACGCCCCGUCACGCCACCCGUACUUACGAGCAGUGCGGGUGCGGGUGGAGGCGGAGGCGAUAGAGGAGGACCCGGACAGAGCAGCGCAUCGGGCCAUCAUCAGCAGAACGGGACGUAUCCGCCACCAUCGAACAGGUAUAGAUCAUCCCCUGCGCCUUCAGGGCCUGUUGGCGUUGGACCGAAAGAACAGCGAUCAAAUUCACCAAAUCUAGGUCCCUAUCAAGGUGCUAAUUCGGCACAAUCUCAAGAUGAUAGAUAUUCUGGAAGGGCGCCACUGCCAAAACGUGGACCAUCCUCGGCAUCGGCGCCCCGGUUCAAUCAACGUUCAGAGCAAGCAAGCUCCGGUUCAGAUAAUUUAGUUCCGUACAUUGAACCCGAAGAUGUUUUGGUUCAGAGGCCCAUUAUCAAGGAGGAAGAUUUAGAACGCAUGGAUUCCAUUGCAAAAGAUGAUGGCUGGACUCGCCAAGAUGAUAUCGAUUACAACCAGAAACUUGUAUUCUCAGACGACGAAUCGGCUGAUUCACCUAAUUCAGAGAAACCGGGUGGCACCGGUCGUGGAGAAGGUAACAAGAAAGGUGGAAACUUGAAGCAACAGCAAGAAGAAGAUAAUCGUGCAGUAUGGACUCGAGAACGUGAGCAUAUGGAGCGGAUGGAGCGCGAACAUUUGGAACGUGAAAGGAACGAACGAAAUGAACGAGACCAUCGCUUUAUGGAUGGUAAUAGAGAGAAAAUGGACAGAGAACGUGAUCGUGAGCGAGAUCGUGACUGGGAUCGCGAUAGGGAAAGGGACCGCGAUAGAGAACGGGAUCGUGAACGUGGUUCGGACAGAGAAAGGGAUCGUGACAGCAUGAGCGACAACAGGAGUAGUUCAUCGACUAGAAAAACGAGCAUUGAACAGCAAAGGCCCCAACAAAAUGGGCAUCGCGGUGGCUUGGAGCCAGCCGUCUAUGAACGUGUGAAGCAACGCAAGGAGGAGGAAGAAAAACGGGAAUACGAGAGGAAACAAGCGGCGGCGAAAAAGUUGCAGGAGCUCGAAAUGAAGAUAGGUGUGAAGAAAACCGAGGAAGAAGGCGCUGGAGAGGAGACAACAAAAAGCGCCACUGUAGAGGAAGAUUAUCCAAAUCGAGGUCGUCCGUAUCGCAAUGAAAAGGAAGGUCAAGGUCGUGACAGUCGUGAAAGUCGAGAUUAUGGUCGUUACGAAAAGUACGAGAGGGACAUGAAUCAGCGAGAGCGUGAUCCGGGCUACAAAGACGGAUAUGCUAGUGGUGGAGCGCCAGGGUUAAAUCGAGGGGCAGGACCAAAAGGUGGAACUCAAUUCUCAGUACAUUUCCAGUCGAAUCUACCGCCGAGAUUCCUGCGUCAGCAGCAGCAGCAAGAACGAAUGUCAAAUCAAGUUCCUGCACAAUCUAACAGCUCAAGUGGAGGAGGAUCUAGUAAUAGAAUAAUCACUGCCAAUCAUCAGCCGCCUUCGCGGGGUUAUGAUCAUAGUUCUGAGGCUAAUCAGAAAUCUGUUCCGUUUGCACAACAGUAUGAUCCUCGAUAUAUCCACUCACAGAAUUACAAACAACAACAGCAGCAACCACAGGUGCUUCGUCGUAAUCCGUCAGAUGAGAUGAUGUCGAAUAGGCGUAAUAUAAACGAUUAUAACAUGAGUUCCUCUGGAGGGCCACCGUCUCGUCGACGUGGCGAUUCCGAGGAUGAUGAUCGCUUCAGCAGCAGCGGCAGAGAAUCCAUAAGCCGAAAUUCAAUUGGAGAACAACAAGCUCAACCCUCUCGCAGCGGUGGCGGCAAUGUGACUCCGCAACUAGCUAGAAGUAUUUCGGACUCAUCGCAACGCAAAACAAGUGUCUCCUCGAACGAUGAGCAAAAGCUGAGCGAAAGUUUCCAGUCGCAAAGAUCUGAUUCGCGAGAAUUCGCAACUGUGGGCUCAUGGGCAGAAGAAAGUGAUGUUGAGUUGCAGCAUCAUAGGGAAAGUAUUUCGUCUGUUGACCAUCACCCGACACAUUCUCGAUAUGAUAGUGGAUCGCAAAAGGAGGAGGAGCAACUUCAACCCAAGCAUAUUUUACAACGGCCACAAACAAGAAGUAUUUCGGAAAGCAGCAACAAAAGAGAUGAUUUGAAAUGUGACACGGAAAUCGCCAAGAGAGAAGAAGCUGGGGCUGCGAAUAAGUCUCGUGAACCGCCGACCCCCACGCAAAUUCUUCGUCGCUCUGAAAGUCCGAAGUCUUGGUCAGAAUGUUCUGCAAACGUUAAUGAAAAGGCUGAAUCAAAAAUAGAUACGCUUACAAAAGAGACUUGCACAGCAACAACAGGACAACAUUCAGAUGAUGGAAAGAAUAAUAGUUUGGACGAUAAAAAGACUGAACCGAUUUUAGACACUAAUAAAGAAAAGAGUCCUGCUCUUGUUGAUGAGUCGCGAAGUAAGGAGUCGGAUGCAGCGAGCUCAGCCAAUAGGAAGGAAUCAAGCGAUGAGAAAACGGAGGAUGGGUCUGCUAAAACUCACCUGGGUGGACAGAAACGACCAAGUCCCCGAGGUGGUGGUAGUGGAGGCGGCCGAGAUUCACGUGGACCGCCAUCGCGAAGCUAUGGAAUGUAUCGUGGCGGUGGUGGAUGGGGACGACGUGGGGGUGGCAACAUGAGAAUGGGUGAUCGGAGGAACUAUAAUAGUCACUUGAGCGAAUCUGAGAACUCGGAGGAAUUGGAUGAUGAUUAUCAUGGUGGACAUCGAAUGGAGAGAAGCCCUAAGUUUCCACGGAAAGAUUCAUCAGGUAAGCAAGAAUUAGGCGGUGGGCCGAGAGGAAGUGGUAACAGCGGAGCGCCAAUGUCGAAGGACGGAUUCGCUCCGAGAGGUGAACCAUCUCGUCGUGGUCGUGGAGGCAGUAGUUCUGGAAGUAGUACAUAUCGCCGCGGUGGUGGUGGCGGUAUGUCAAGCGGUCCAAAAAGAAGCGAGUCAUAUAAUCAACCAAGUUCAAAAUCGGGAUUCAGCAGUGGUAACGUUGGGCCGAAUCAGCUAACGAGCGACACAAAGGACCUUGAAAAGAAUGCAGCUGUGAAACAGCAGGAGCAGCUUGAUGACAAGGCGAAACAAAGUCAGUCGAACCAAAACGCAUCGAUUAAAAAAUCAGGUGAUAGCUCUGAUGAGUCUAAGAAUAAGAACAAAGCACAAACUUACCAAUCGUCUGGACGGAGAGAUGAGAAGAAGGCGUCGCCUCCGAAAUCGUUUGGAAACUCGCAUUAUCAAUCGCAACCGCUACCACCGCGUCGAGAGACGAACAGUAGCAGUUCUCUGUCUAAAGUUGAUUCGCCACCUUCCAAUAAAGUUGAAGAUGACGAAGGAAAGAAAGAUGUGCCGCAUCAAUCGAGUGAUUGCGGAACUAAAACGAUGAAGGAAAAGGAAUUCGCUCAGCGAAGUAACAGUUCGACUCAUAUUAAUACUGGUCGGGGCCCGCAUCCUAAAAAAGAUGAGAGAAACAUGCAAAAACCUGCACCAUUGAAACAGUCACCACCUGCCAUUGGAGGUGGUGGCUUCAAGCAGCAAUCCAAUUCGAAUUUGAAUCAAGCAGGGCAGCAGCAAUCGCAACAUGGGAAGGAGCAAUCUUUGAGUAAAAGCAAAUCCUGUGGAGAUGCUCGCGAUAACCGUGAUCCUCGCGACCCUCGUAAUGCUCCGAAAACAAACUUACCGCCCCGACUAGCCAAGCAGUGGGAAAGUCGCGGUAGCAACACUACGGGAAAACGUGAUGGUAACCAAAGCGAUAACAGUUCAGGCAGUCAACAAAAUUCUGGAAAUAUGAGCUCGAAUAGUGCUUGGGAAAAACCUUUACCACAAUCACAAGGACAAGACAAAAAUAUCCUUGAAGCAGACACUUCAGCAGGACAACAACAACCUGGUCUAACUGAUGGUAAAGGGAAUGUGAAAGCUGAUUCAAAGCCGGUUUUGGAUGGUUCUACAACCCCCGUAAAUACUAUAAUUUUCGAAAAUACAAACUACAAAACGGUCACGGCUCCGGUAAAGAGACAGUCGUCAAAUCAAAAUCUUCAACAGAUGCAUCAAAAUGAGCAGAAGAAACAAGAAGAGGUUUAUAAAUCACAGUCAGCAAGCUCAGUGCAAGAAGAACAACAGAACAGGGGCCACCCACAACAGCACCAGGUGCAACAACAAGUGCAAGGUGCGCAGCAGAUGCAGCAACUAGCGCAACAGCAACAAAUGCAUCAACAUCAGCACCAGCAGCAAGCUAGCCAACAACAGCAGCAGCAACAGCAAGAAGCCAUCACCAAUGCUCUAUCUCAGAUGUCCUUCAACAAGCCAGAAAGUGAUUAUGACAAAGAUAUGAAGUUGGGAUUCGCUUUCGAUACAGAAUUUGGGCACCUAACUGAUGAGAAAAAUGCCGCCGCGGCAGCUUCAAAAGCUUCAAGCCUGGGUCUUCCACGCUCCUCCUCCGUUAUUCAUUCCGUAGUGAAUUCCACAUCGCAUAACACAAUAUCCCCUUCUACUGUGGAUCUCAACAUGAAAAUUGCCAGCGUGAAAAAAGUAUGGGAGACGAUUCCAUCAAUGCCUCCAGUUCUGGAGCACACUUCGACUGUUGUGGCUCCGGGGCAAGAUACAGAUACUCAUCUGGCAUCGAACUUUGUUCAGUCACAACACCAACAGCACAUGCAUCAUUUCGCUACAUCUGGAGCAGCUGCGGCACUCCAUGCUGCCACGCACGCAGCAGGAAACAUGCACGUACAGCACACGCUCUCGUCACCCGGCCCUCCACCCUAUGCAAAUACAUUUGACCCGAAUCUAGAGCAACACUUUGGCGGAAAGGACAGUGGUGGAGUAGUAGUUGGCAAUGUUUCUGGAAAUGCAAAUGAACCGGAAACUGGAGGGUAUAGUCCAAGCCCUCAACACGUUAGUCAACAACAGCAGCAACAGCAACAACAGAACCAGAACAAUGUUCAAAAUAUGUCUUUGAAACAUGCAGUAGAAGGGAACGUUUGCAAAGUAAAACCAAACCAGCAGCAACUUCAUCAAACCGGUCUUGGUUUGUCACCGCCUCCUACAAUACAACAGGGAACAACUCAAAUGCAUCAAGCUCCCCAAACGUUCUACCAACCCUCGCAGUUCGGUGCUAUGCCAACGAUUCCUAGCCCACCAGCUGUGUUGUUCAAUUCGUCUCCUAUGCCGUCGCAGGGAGGUCUCUACGGUCCAUUCCAAAUAGAAGCUGGUCGUUCGCAAUUCUCUCAAUUCCCAGCACAUUAUGGAACAGCGGGGAGUGGUCCAUACAGUGCUUACAUGCAAACGCCCCCGAAUAUGCCAACAGCUCCCGGACCAGAUAUGUAUCCUAGCCUAACGUCGCAAUUCCGAAUGGGCGGAACUGUUCAGACGCCGUUCAAUCAAUCACAACAAUUGAAUAAUCCUAACACUGUUUUAAUCUCAUCAAGUUCGAAUUCGCUAAUGUCAGCGUCUGUGAAACCAUCGUCCCAACAAAUUGGAGCAAUUGGAUCGAAGAGUAACGCAGCAGCUGUGGCGGCAGCGGCCGCCUCCGUCGGUCAACCGUACGGACAACAAUACAUGAAUUUGUAUCCUCCACAGCAAGCACCACCUCAACUACAAUCGAAUAGUUACUACACAAAUUCCGCUGGCGGACAAGGUGCUGCAUUUUUCGGAGGUCCACAAGCAACUGGUGCUACUCAAAGUUAUGGCUUACAGGCGGCUGGAAUAUUCGGUGGUCACGGUGCUCCGCCUGGCCCAUCGAAUGCUCCACCUCAACAACAAAUCGCCAAUUUUAGUUCACAGUUUAUCAAUUCACCACUGUUGGCCGCUACAGCGAUCAAUCAAUUUCGUGGAGGACCAAAUCCACAAAAUCCUGCUUAUAUGAAAUCAGGCCAGAAUCAAAAUCAUAUGCAGGAUUCGAUGGGACGACAACUGAAGAGUCCCUUGAACACAGACGUUAGCUUGAAUCUUGCGAAACAGGUGCAACCACAGCAGAGUCCACCUCAUCAUAAGAAUUACGCUCCAUCGUGGGAACAGAUUGCGCAACAACAACAGCAGCAACAACAGUCACAAAAUCAACAGAAUCGGAAUUCCGGUCCGAAUAAUUUGAAUAGCGGAAGACCAGGGCCAGGCGCGCAAAGAUAUCCCACUCCCAUCCAGAGACCAACUAACUAUCCACCUCAUCAACAAGCACUGCAACUAUCUCAACAACAAAGGCCGGGCAGACAGGGUCAUUCGGGAGGACCCGGAGGUGGCUCUAUGAAUAAGCAUUACUACAAUAACAGUGGAGCUAAUCGAGGUGGGCACUCUUCAAAUCCCAACGACCACAAUAUCAAGUCAGCUAACGAGAAAAACAUUGAAGGGAGCGCAGGAAAUCAACAGGAGAUGAGUAUAAAAGAUGAAGGUGGAAACGUCGAAUGAAAAUCAAUGAAAUUAGUUCAAAACAACCACGUCAACAACAAUAAAUACUACAGUAAACAAAUGGUCAUGAAACAGACUUUCAACAAGGGAAAGUUUAAAAAUGUGUUUAAUUAAAAGUAAGCUAGAAACCACUAAAGGUAUUUUUUCUCUGAAUAAUGAAGCAAUGUUUUAACGGAACAAGAAAAAAGAGCAAAGAGAUAAUUUCAUGAAAUCUGGAUUAAUACAUAUAUACUUAUAUAUAAUUAUUAAAUCGAAAAUCGCAGAUUAAUAAGCGAAUUAUAUGUAUAUUAUUAAUUCUACUACACUAUGGAAUAUAACGACGAAUGAUGUAGACAUCUUUUCGUAUUAUAUACUUAAUAUGAAAUUCAGAGCAGAUUAAAACGAAUCUAACGAGACGAAGAGCCAAUCGAUGCAUACAAGUUGAGCGUAGCGCGGAUUAGGAAAGCAUGGGCUCUUGUCAAGUUGAUACAUUGAAGCCGAAAAGGAAUCUUUCACUUUUCGAAAGCUACUCAGAAUAUUAAUCUAAAGACUAAACAAAUCAUUGGAAAGUGUUGCAAUACACCGAGACGGAAACAGAAAAAGAUACGUAUUCAACUAUGCAAAAAAGAAACUAAAAUUAAAAAGAUGAAACGCGUUUGAAGGAAGUAAUGCGUCAUAUGCGGAUAUUAAACUGAAAACGGGCAGUCCUGACGGUCUUACAUUAGCAAACUCGUUUCGUUCCGAAUGUAUUCUACCGAGUUAAGUGAAAACGCCAGGAAAAUACAUUGAAGCACUUGCACAUUUUAUAUGCUAUUAUUAUAUUCAUUUUCUUUUAUUAAUAUUUAUUACAUUUAGUGAAAAUUAAGGAGAACUUAGAAGUCUUGAACUAAAAAAAGAAAAUACUGUACAUAAUGCACGUGAAAACAAGGCUAAAAUCAUACGAUUGUGAACUUUUUCUCUUAGUUUACUGUUAAAAUACGUUUUGUCUAGUUCAUUUGAAAACGAGCUAUAUUCCUAUGCCUUACAUAGUUAUAUACCACUCCUCUCGCACAUACCCCUUAAUAGCUAACAGAAAAUUUUAUUGUUUAUUCAAAAUAACAUUAUAUAAAUAUGUUAGAAAAAAAGUUUAUAAGCGGAUACAUUAUCUUUGAUUUACCUAGUUUAAAACGGGAGAACGAAUUGUUUUCUGUUCGGAAAAAGAUAUUUAUAUUACAUUCACAUUGAGCGCUCUUAUUUUUAUUUAUAGAAAAAAGGCUGCUUUCCUGAUGCCUUUUUCUUUUCCACAUGUUGCCCUCCUUCGGAAGAUGAAUUUAUUUAUUUUGUGUUUAGUUCUCGGAAGCUUCUAGCGUUAAACUGAUUUGAAUUCACAAUAGCAUGCAGAUGUACACGAACAUAGUGGAUGAAAUUAAAUGAUAGCAGUGUAUAUGAUAUAAAGCGAAUAGGGAGUAGCGGGAAAGACAUAGAAUAUGUGUCGGCAAAUAUUAUAGAAUGCAUAGAAAAUAAAACGGCAGACUAUACAGAACUUUAUUAAAAAGAAAAAUAAAAAUUAAAUGAUUAUAUUUCAAAUUAUAUAAGUGAAAAUAUCAAUAAGUAAGAAAAGAAUACAGAUUGAGUUUUUUCUGGUUCGAAACAUGACAUUUAUCUUUCUUUUUUAUAAAUGCAGAAAAUAAAUUCUGAAUAGCCAAUUU